This is a messenger RNA of Echinops telfairi (small Madagascar hedgehog), 2180 nucleotides long. RefSeq names its product acyl-CoA dehydrogenase family member 9 (gene ACAD9). NCBI's taxonomy places the organism in Eukaryota, Metazoa, Chordata, Mammalia, Afrosoricida, Tenrecidae. Bases 1 to 1860 code for a protein of 619 amino acids. The transcript is spliced from 17 exons. The record is from RefSeq and is a predicted model, not a curated record. Gene Ontology annotation, molecular function: acyl-CoA dehydrogenase activity; flavin adenine dinucleotide binding.
AUGAGCGGCUGCGGCCUCUUCCUGCGGGCGGCGCGGGCCGGCCCGACGCUAGCGGCGUUCAAGGCGAACCAGCGCUCGCUGCGCACCAGCCCGCCGAGCCGAGCUUUCGCCAAGGAGCUCUUCCUAGGCAAAAUCGAGAAGAAAGAAGUUUUCCCAUUUCCAGAAGUUCGUCAAGAUGAACUUAAUGAAAUUAAUCAGUUUGUGGGACCAGUAGAAAAAUUCUUCACUGAAGAAGUGGACUCUCGAAAAAUUGACCAAGAGGGAAAGAUCCCAAAAGAAACUUUAGAGAAAUUAAAGGACCUGGGUCUUUUUGGAAUGCAGGUCCCAGAGGAAUAUGGUGGCCUGGGCCUCUCCAACACCAUGUAUGCCCGGUUAGGGGAAAUCAUCGCCAUGGACGCAGCUAUUGCCACGACCCUGGCAGCCCACCAGGCUAUAGGCCUCAAGGUCUGCGUUCUGAAGGGUAUUAGAAACCACCAUGUGCAAGCCCUCAAAAUCUUUCAUAAUUGGUCGUCAGCAUUAUUUCCACUUACCCGUUCUUGCCCCUGCAGCGGCAGCGACGCUGCGUCUAUCCGGACCCGAGCCACGCUGAGUGAAGAUAAGACGCACUAUGUCCUCAAUGGCUCCAAGAUGUGGAUCACCAAUGGAGGACUGGCUGACGUUUUUACUGUGUUUGCAAAGACAGAGAUUGUAGACUCUAAUAAUGUGGCAAAAGACAAAAUCACAGCAUUCAUAGUGGAAAGAAACUUUGGCGGGAUCACUAACGGGAAACCGGAGGAUAAGCUGGGCAUUCGCGGCUCUAACACUUGUGAAGUCCAUUUUGAAAACACCAAGGUGCCCAUUGAGAAUGUCCUUGGAGAAGUCGGAGGUGGGUUUCAGGUGGCCAUGAACAUUCUCAACAGUGGGCGGUUCAGCAUGGGCAGCUCUGUGGCCGGCACGCUCAAGAGAGUGAUUGAAAUGACCGCUGAAUAUGCCUGCACACGGAAACAGUUCAACAAGAAUCUCAGUGAAUUCGGAUUAAUUCAGGAGAAGUUUGCCCUGAUGGCUCAGAAGGCGUAUGUGAUGGAGAGCAUGGCCUACCUCACUGCAGGGCUGCUGGACCAGCCCGGGCUCCCCGACUGCUCUGUGGAGGCUGCCAUGGUGAAGGUGUUCAGCUCAGAGGGGGCGUGGCAGUGCAUCAGUGAAGCGCUGCAGAUCCUCGGGGGCCUGGGCUACAUGCGGGACUACCCUUACGAGCGCCUGCUGCGCGACUCCCGCAUCUUGCUCAUCUACGAGGGAACCAAUGAGAUUCUUCGGCUGUACAUCGCCUUGACGGGCCUGCAGCACGCCGGCCGCAUCCUGACUGCGAGGAUCAAGGAGCUCAAACGGGGCAACGUGAGCACCAUCCUGGAGACCGUGGGCCGGAGGCUCCGAGACUCCCUGAGCCGCACCGUGGACCUGGGGCUGACUGGCAAGCUUGGCGUCGUGCACCCCAGUCUUGAGGACAGCGCCAACAAGCUAGAGGAGAACGUGUUUUACUUUGGCCGGACUGUUGAGACGUUGCUGCUCCGCUUUGGCAAGACCAUCGUGGAGGAGCAGAUGGUCAUGAAGCGGGUGGCCAACAUUCUCAUCAACCUGUACGGCAUGACAGCAGUCCUGUCGCGGGCCAGCCGCUCAAUGCGCAUCGGGCUCCGAAACCACGACCAUGAGGUUCUGUUGGCGAACAUUUUCUGUGCGGAAGCUUAUUACCAGAACCUCUUCGCUCUGUCUCAGCUGGAUAAAUAUUCUCCAGAAAAUCUAGAUGAGCAGAUUAAGAAGGUGGCUGAGCAAGUCCUAGAGAAGCGAACCUACAUCUGUGCUCAUCCUCUGGACAGGAUGUCCUGAGAAGGGCCAGUGCUGCCUACCAUCCCUCCGUCCCAAAUCUCUUCACCUGGGAGAGCAUCUUUGCCCUGCAGUGUUUUGUCCUCAGACCUUACUGUCUAAUAUAAUCGUGGCUCCUGACCAAGGAUGGCACAAGAAAGGGGGAUAACUGCAAUUUAGGAGUAUUUUGAUUGUUUAGCUACCAUCACAUUACGGCCUGCAGCUGGAGACUUUCCUACUAGACCACACCUGUUCCAAAGCCAAUGUGAAAAGCUGUGGGCACACUCACUUAAACUGAGAAAACAGGUACGGAACUAUGUAAUAAAAAAAAAUACUAAAAUUUC